Molecule: messenger RNA, 6851 nt
Organism: Aethina tumida (small hive beetle)
Lineage: Eukaryota; Metazoa; Arthropoda; Insecta; Coleoptera; Nitidulidae
Product: unconventional myosin heavy chain 6-like
Exons: 13
Coding region: 161-6427 (2088 amino acids)
Biological process (GO): signal transduction
Cellular component (GO): cytoskeleton; myosin complex
Molecular function (GO): cytoskeletal motor activity; ATP binding; protein binding
Source: RefSeq, a predicted model, not a curated record
UUGUUUAUUAAUGCUCUGCGCAAAAUCGGCAACUUUACGGAUUCAUCGACAGAUGACGAUAAUUUCGUUUCGAUCUCAGGUUUUGUUGUCGACGGAAAGUGUGUUUUGAUAUUUGCAGCCGAUAUUUUUGUAUAUAUGUGUCAAAAUUCGUCGAAACAAAAUGAUCAAUUUGGAUUAUUUAACAGCUGGCACAGUUCCUGAAAAUGGAGUGCCUGAUAUGACUAGAUUAACAGUUUUAGAUGAAGAAGUAAUCAACAGAAAUUUACGAGUUCGCUACGAAAAUGACAGAAUAUAUACUUACACAGGAACAAUAUUGGUUGCAGUAAAUCCAUACAAAGACAUCGACAUUUAUUCACAGGAAUACGUGCAGAAAUACAACCGGCAAAAACUGAGCGAUGUCGAACCCCACGUUUUCGCACUUGCAGAAGCCGCGUACUCGGAUCUGCAGUCGGACGCGGGGGCGGUCGCGGUCGGGGGCGCGGGCGCGGGCCCGAAGUCUCGCAACCAAAGCUUGGUGAUCAGCGGCGAGAGCGGCGCCGGCAAAACCGAAAACACACGAUUCAUCUUACAAUAUCUGUGCUCGGUGACCACGGGUGUCUCCACCUGGAUCGAACAACAGAUUUUGGAAGCCAACACGAUCUUGGAGGCGUUCGGCAACGCGAAGACGGUCAAGAACGACAAUUCCAGCCGAUUCGGCAAGUUCAUGCAGGUCUGUUUCGAUUCGAGAUGGAUGAUUGCCGGAUGCAUAGUGCAGGAUUAUCUGCUGGAGCAGUCGCGACUGACGUUCCAAGGGCGCGGCGAAAGGAAUUAUCACGUCUUCUAUCAGCUGGUCGAAGGCGCCAAAAACAACGAGGAGUUAAGGACGCAACUGAAUCUGCGGGACGCCCAGUUUUACAACUAUCUGAACCAAUCCGACUGCGUGAAAAUGGACGGCGACGCGAAAAAAUUGGACAACUUACGACUGGCCUUUAACGUAUUGCAAGUGCCCUCGAACAUGUGCCAAGGCAUUUUCCAAACGUUGUCGGCGAUAUUGUGGCUCGGCAACUUGCAGUUCCAAGAUGUGGACGGCGAAAACUGUCAGCUGAGCGCAACGGACAGAGAGAUCGUCGAAGUCGUCUCGACACUGUUGAGCUUGGAGACGGAACAAGUGGAGCAGGUGUUGCUCAAGCGACAGAUCAACGUCAGAGGCAACAUCACCGAAAUACCGUUGAGGAUCCAAGAAGCGAAAGAGAACAGACACGCCAUGGCCAAAGCGUUGUAUUCGAAAACGUUUGCCUGGCUGAUACAACACAUCAACACGUGUACGAAUCCGGGAAAAGAUUCGAGCCGAUUUUUGGGCGUGCUAGACAUCUUCGGUUUCGAAAAUUUCAAUACCAACUCGUUCGAACAACUGUGCAUCAACUAUACGAACGAGAAACUGCACAAGUUCUUCAAUCACUACGUCUUCGCACUGGAACAAGACAUCUACGAAGAAGAAGGCAUCGAUUACAAUCACAUCGAAUUCACGGACAACACUUUGUGUUUGGAGUUGAUAGAAAAGGCUCCGAGAUGCAUCUUGAGGCUGUUGUCGGAGCAGUGCCAUUUGCCGAGAGGCUGCGACGCUUCCUACAUUUCUAACCUUCAUUCGGAGUUUGAAAAUCACGAAAGAUACGUUAAGGGUGACGACAGAAGAAAAUGGGAAACGGAGUUCGGCAUCCGUCAUUACGCCGGUUGCGUCAUGUACAACGUGAACGGAUUCGUCGAUAAGAACCGAGACGUGCAACAGGACGUGUUCUUCGACAUCCUGUCGAGAAGCAAGAACGAGUUCGUGCAAGUUUUGAGCACGUUUCAAGACGCGAAUCAGUUGACGGUGUCGAAAGGCACGAGCAAGGGAAAGCCGACAGUGUCGGACACGUUCAGGUAUCAACUUCAGGCAUUGGUGGACGUGUUGCAGAGCACGAAGCCGUGGUACGUGCGCUGCAUCAAACCGAACAAAGACAAACUGCCGAAAAUUUACGACAACACUUUGGUGCUGGACCAACUGAAAUAUUUGGGGAUGUUGGACAUAAUCAGGAUAAGGAAGGAGGGCUUCCCAAUUCACAUGACCUUCGACGAGUUCAUCCAGCGCUUCCAUUGUCUUUCCAAAAGUCGAUCGUCGUCGUCGUCGUCGUCGUCGUCGAACGUGAGAGAAGCUUGUCAGAGUUUGCUCACGAGUUACGAUUUGCCGAAAGCGGAAUGGCAAUUGGGAAGGAACAAGGUGUUUCUGCGGUCCCACGUGCACGAACCGCUCGAAGACACCCGAAACAAAAUCGUGCACGCCAAAGCGGUCUUGAUACAAAAAACGUUCAGAUGCUGGAUCAAGCGGCGCGACUACCUCCGAAAGCGCAACGCAAUUUUGAAGAUACAGCACGCGUACAGGGGCUGGAAGCUCCGGAUCCUGUUUUUGAAAAAGCGCCGCGCGGCCGUCGUCAUCCAGAAAAGGUUGCGCGGCGUUUUCGCUCGCGAAGUGGCGGCCGCUUUGCGCGAGAUGCGACGCGUCGACGAGGAGAUGAAGCGCCGCGAAGAGAGCCGUCUGCUCCAGGAGGAAAUCGAACGUCAAACGUUGGAAAAGGCGGCCGAGCAGGAGAUAGCGACGCUCAGUCACAUGGCGGAACAACUCAAACCGAAACUGGAACAAAACGAGUCCGUCGACCUGGACAAUUUGUUUGCGUUCCUGUCCGACGUCCAGCCUCAGACCAGCAACAAAAUUAUCGACGAGAUCGGCGUCAAAAUGGACGAACUGGUCGAAGACUUGGACGUGGAACUGGAGACGGUCAUCCAGCAAGAGUUGGAGGGUUUGGCGAACGAACAAAAGCAACCGGCACCGGCGCCGGCUCCGCCAAAAUUGGGUCUGCCGUCGCUCCCAGAACCGACGGAACCUCCGCCUCCCCCGCCGCCGUUCCAAAACUCGUCGGCCGAAGUUGCGACGACCGCUCCUGUCGAAAUACCGGAGGAGGAGAUCGAAAAGAAACAACGCGACAGCGGCAACGUGGAGCCGAUAUACGAGGCCGUCUUGCCGAGGGAGGAAACGGUUUCGCCGCCUCCGCUUCCCGCGCCGCCACGUCUUCCGGAUUCACCUCAAAAAAUGUUGAACAAACGAAACAGUCGAGAGGUGGUGGUGACGGAGCCGAACGUGGAACGAGAACAGAGGCGCAAAUUCCGAGUGGAAAAGAAACUUCAAGAGUUCCAGGACGAGAACAAACUUUCGACGGAGGACUCCCUUCAUCACGACAUGUUGGAGUUCGCGAACAAGUAUUUCAAUCAGCACGAGAGGAGCCCCGAAGGAACCAUAAUGGCGACGCUAACCAGAAAGAAGAACGUGGAAAUGGUGCCGAAAUACGAAAUGGUCACGUUCUACAAAGGCAGUUCGAUACCGAACUCCCACAUUCACAUGUACGAUCCGGACAACGUGAACGUUGCCUGCAUCAUUUUCAGGGACCUGUGCAAGUACAUAAAGGGCGAGUUGAACGCGGAACGCGAGCUGCUCGUGAUCCAAUCGAUAAUCGGCUACGCGCUCGAACGCGAAGAACUGCGCGACGAGGUGUUGGUGCAAUGCAUGAGACAGGCCACCAACAAUCCGAAUCCCGAGGGAACCGAACGCGUCUGGCUGUUGCUGUGCCUGUGCGUGGUCGCCUUCCAGCCCUCCAAGCUGCUGCACAGGUACUUCGUGUCGUUCUUGAGAAAGAACUUGGCACACGGCGGCAGAAUCAGUCAGUACGUACAGUGGUGCUUGGACAAUUGCAACAACACGAAGGUGACGACGAGAGAGAAGCCGCCUUCGAGCGUCGAAGUGGCGGCCAUGAAACGAUUGGGGACGAUCGUUUGCAGAUUUUUCUUCUUGGACGGCAGAACCAAAGCGAUCGACGUCCAUCCCACCGACACGGCCGGCGACGCCGCCCGGAAACUGGCCGAAAGACUCAACUUGAAGAACCUCGACGGCUGGGCGAUUUAUCAGAGCAGGCCGGACGGCGAAGAACACGUCAGGGCCCAUUAUUAUCUGUACGACGUCAUUGCGCAGUGGGAAACGGCCCAGAACAAAUUGGUGUCCACGUUGGGUAGGAGGAACACCAGUUUGGGCGGCGGCGAGAACAGAUUCGUGUUCAAGAGGCGACUGUUCCGUUCGUUCAGAGAGCUGAGUCAGGAUCCGGUCGAAGUGAAUUUGCUGUACGCCCAGGCCGUCUACAGUGUCGUCAAGUGCGACGACUUCCCCGUCACCGAAAAAGUCGCCCUCCAAUUGGCCGGGCUGCAAGCGCAAAUCUCCCUCGGCGACCCGAAAGACCGGCUCGACUACUACCGCGACAUCGACACCUACCUCCCGUAUCGCAUCAGCAAGACGCGCGGAGACGACGUGUGGAUCCCCAUUCUCUAUCAGGCACACAAACAGUACGGAGCCAACAGGGGCGAGUUAACUGCCAAGGCGUUGUACUUGAGUUGCGUGAUGCAGUAUCCGCUCUACGGGAGCAGUCUUUUCAAAGUCACGUACAGAGGAUACUGGAGUUUCGGCAACAGCGUCGUGUUGGGCGUCAACUGCGACGGCAUCAUGCUCAUCAAAAACGACGACAAGUUCGUGUUGAACGAGUUCAAGUAUCAGGAGAUCGAAAGCAUCCUGCUCGACCCGAGCGACUCCUUCAUAACGAUCACGCUGCUGAGACACGACCACAAGUGUUAUGUUUUCGAGACCGAACAGAAAAACGAGAUCGGCUCGUUGAUCGCGUCCUACUGUCCCAAUUUGGCCAACUGGCUUACCGAACUCGAACCGAUCCGAACCAAAACGAUCACGAACGAGGACCGCAUCCGUUUGUAUCACAAUUUGAUCAACUGUCGCCGCACGUUGGUCGAUUUGGAUCUGGUCAAGCGACCCGUCGAAGCUUCGGGCGGAUUCUUGCGCAACACUCUGAGGCGGUUGAGCAAACACAAAUUGGAGAGGCUACGACAGGAGAACGGAGGAGACGGCGAAACGUACAAGGGUUUCCAUUAUGCGUUUUGGGCGUUCAGCAAGCAGCUGCAACAGAGCAUCAGCAGACUGAACGAGCAGGAGGAACAGCAGAUGUUGCAGGUGUUCCAGAUCAUGCUGACCUAUGCCGGAUUAGGACAGAACGGCGACACGAUCCGUCGUGCCGAAGACGAGCACGUCACCCUCCUCCAAACUAUCCUCGAUCGUUGCAUGCGCAAGGACACUCAUCUGUGCGAACUCUAUCUGCAACUGAUCAAGCAAACCACCGACCAUCCCGACCCGAACUCGCGCGUCAAUCUGCGCCACUGGGCGCUGCUGUCUCUCUGUUGUUCGGUGGUGCUGCCUCCGAACAAGGCCAUCAGACGUUACCUGAUCGCACACCUGAAGCGGUGCGCCUCCGACUUCGUCACCGAGGAAGGCAAGUACGCGAGAUUCGCGGAAAAAUGCCUGAUGAACACUCAGGGCACGAAACGUAGGCAGUUCCCUCCGUCCAAGGAGGAAAUCCUGUGCACCAUCAACAGACGACAGGUGUACGCCCGGUUUCAUUUCAUGGACGGCCAAUAUCAUUCGAUCGAGUUCAAUCCGUCGGCCACUGCGAAGGAAGUCCUCGAAUUAGUCAGAGACAAAAUGGGCCUCAGUCCGAACGCAAAAGGUUACGCCAUCUACGAAGUGUUGGGCAACUCGGAGAGGAGUUUGGCACACGACGAAAAGGUGACGGACGUGAUGGCCAAAUGGGAGAGGUACAGGGUGGCGAAUCAGAACGGCAACAGAAGGAAGCAACAUCACUUCUUCUUGUUCAAAAAGCAUCUGUUCCUGGACGGAGAUUUGGGAGUGAAGGACGAGGUGGAAAAGGAACUGUUGUACCAUCAGGUGUUGCACGAUCUGAGGACGGAUCGGUUUCCGAUCACCGACAAGGAGGCGACGAUGCUGACCGCCCUUCAGGCUCAAUUGGAGCUCGGCGACUUGGUCGAGCAUCGACACGACUAUCGGCCGAUCGCGGCCCACUGUCUUCCCACCCGGCUCGUGCCCGCCAUUCCCUUCGAACAAGUCCAGAUGCACCACCAAUCGUUGAAGGGUAUGACGUCGUCGGAGGCCAAACAGGCGUUCCUCAAUCUGAUCCAGAGCUGGCCGUUGCACAAGGCCACGAUAUUCGACGUGAUGCAGUCGUUCACGUCCAACUGGCCGCGGGUUCUGUGGCUGGCCGUCGAUCAGAAGGGGCUGCAUCUGCUGGAGCACCGAUCACGGAACGCGUUGUGCAGUUACGAGUACUCGAGCGUGCUCAGCUACUCGCCCGCGGUUAAUUGUCUUCUGAUCGUCACGGGAAGCGACAAGAAACAAAGCAAGGUGAUUCUGACGACGGCACAGGCGUUCCAAAUCGGGGCGCUAAUCGGAGAAUACAUGGAGGUUCUGUACGGCGAUUUGAUCGAACUGAAGAAGACGAUGAACAAGAGCUAGAAAAGAGUCACGUUCGCCGAUCAAUAAUCCGAAUCGAGUAUAAAUCGAUUAAUAAUUACUGUUAAUAAUUGUUGAUCUGUUAAUACUCGAUCGUUCGGCGAACAAUUACCCAAAUCGAUUCCGUUGUUCAGAUCGUUGUUUUCGUUUCAGGCUGUGUUUUAGUACCAAAAAAAAAGAAAAAACCAAAACAACCGUAACUCACUGUGUUUAGUUUUAUAAUUAUUAUUUUUAUUAUGAGACUGAUCGAUUCCAAAUAAAAUUAACGAUGAAUAAUUAUAGGAAUAAAUAACUGCCAGUUUUUUGAUUAACCAUGCGUAAUUAAUUAAUUAUCGUAUAGGGGAAGAAUAAACACAUGUUUAACUAGUCAAAAUAUGAUUGAUUGAUUGAUUGUAAAUAAAUAAAUGAAUUAAUUAAUUAAUUAAUU